AUGAUCACAAAAUACUGGUAUACAGAAGUAAUUCAAGAAGAUGAAAUGGAAGGUACAAACGAAAUAGUAGAAAUACCAAUUAAAAACUCUUGCAAUCUUAGUAGUAAAAAGCAAGUUAAUUAUUCAACCAAAAAAUCUCUUAAUAAAAAACAAAUUUCUUCAGAAAAUAUUAUUACUUUGAAGUUUGUUACUCUCGAAAUGAAUAAAGAUUCAAUUAAUUUUCACGAAUUAAACGAAAAGAUCAACAGUGCUGAAGACAAUAAUCAAAAAACUAAUCAAGAUGUAAUUCGCUGUUAUUAUAACUUUGGGAAAGGAUAUAGUUUAUGGUACAAUUUUUAUAGACAAUCACAUAAUGAAGAUGCGUUUAAUUCUUUAGUUAAUGAUAAAAUUAGAGAGCAUAUCCCCGAUUAA
Molecule: messenger RNA, 411 nt
Organism: Cetraspora pellucida
Lineage: Eukaryota; Fungi; Glomeromycota; Glomeromycetes; Diversisporales; Gigasporaceae
Source: the annotation of a GenBank genome assembly